Messenger RNA from Meleagris gallopavo (turkey), 2010 nucleotides. NCBI's taxonomy places the organism in Eukaryota, Metazoa, Chordata, Aves, Galliformes, Phasianidae. The record is from RefSeq and is a predicted model, not a curated record.
GGAUGUUGAGGGGCUCCAAGGAAAAAUGGAGAAAAUAGAAGCAACCUCAGAAGCUACAGGAAUAGUAUUGCUCAUCAAAGCAAUGUUUUGUAAUUUGUUAUGGCUUGGUCAUAGUAGCUACUUAGCAUUGUUCACAUUACUUGAGAUUACUAAAUGUAGGAGUUUCAGAAUAUAUCACAAGUGGAACUUCUUGUAGUGUUAAUUCCUGUGAAAUAAAUUAUCUGAUCAGAUGCUACAAAAGGCUUAUAAAGCAACGUUUUCUAAAGUAAAGUAAUGCUAGUUAGCAGAUCUACAGUAGGUCAGAAUUUCAGUCUUGUCCUUGCUUAUUGAUAGAAACCAUUAUGCGCUUUUGGGUGAAGAGAAUUGAAUUUGAUGCUCUUUGAUAAUGCCUCAGGAAUUGUGUGAAACAGUCCUGCAGAAAUCAGAGGCUGAAGUGCCUCUGAAGUGCAUGAUCAGAUGCCGACAUCACUAAACUGAAUGACAAAGUGCAAAUUUGGAUUUUGCUCUCUGAGCAUCUGUGCAGGUAAUGGCAGUCAAAUGAAAAUAAACAGUAUCAAAUUAAUCUACAGAUUCUCUGUUUUUAUGAUCAACGUGACCCAAAGUGAUCUUUGUCUGUCUGCUGGCUCCACAUUGUUUUUAAAGAAUUGGCAGUAAAGGAAACACGUCCUGCUUUUUCUGUUAAGUAAAUGCAUUUGCUUCUGAGUCAUGCAAGCAUGAAUUCCUGUGAUACCUUCACAUUCUUGUCAGACAUGGGUGAAAGCACUGAAUUUGGAGUUCAGGAAGAGCCAAGGCUGGAUGUUCUGAUAAAUAAUGCAGGGAUAUUCCAGUGUCCAUACAUGAAGACAGAGGAUGGCUUUGAGAUGCAAUUUGGUGUAAACCACUUGGGUCACUUCUUGCUCACCAACCUUCUUCUGGGCCUCCUCAAAAAUUCUGCUCCGAGCAGGAUUGUGGUAGUAUCCUCAAAGCUUUACAAGUACGGAGAAAUCAACUUUGAAGACUUGAACAGUGAAAUAAGUUACAAUAAAAGCUUUUGUUACAGCCGGAGUAAACUGGCUAACAUACUAUUUGCAAGGGAGCUAGCCCGUCGUUUGGAAGGGACAGGAGUCACUGUCAAUUCACUUCAUCCGGGUAUUGUCAGAACAAAUUUAGGGAGACAUGUGAAUAUUCCGUUACUGGCAAAACCCCUAUUCAAUUUGGUGUCAUGGGCUUUCUUCAAAACACCUCUGGAAGGAGCCCAGACUUCUAUUUAUUUGGCCUCUUCUCCUGAUGUUGAAGGUGUGUCUGGGAAAUAUUUUGGGGACUGCAAAGAGGAGGAACUUCUGCCCAAAGCCAUGGAUGACCUGGUUGCAAGAAAAUUGUGGGAUAUAAGUGAAGUGAUGGUUGGAUUAUUGAAAUAAGUGCCAGGGAUUAUCUGAUAAGAAAAAUGCAGAUAACUAUGCAAUACAUAUUUGGAACUGUAAUUCUCACCUUAAAUGCUGUGAGAACACAGGUCUAUGCUUAUAAACGUUUGAUAGAGGAGUGAUUUAUGCUGGAAUUCUGUUUUAAAAUAAAGAUGAUCUUUAUUUAAUAAGCACAAGCAUUCAAGAAGAACCUGAAAUUGAGAAUGUAACUUCUGACUAAAUCUGUUCUGAAAGUCAUGUUCUAAAAUAAAAAUUAAACAAAACUGUGUUUUGCGGUAAAUGUUGCCUAUUUGUCAUGUUCUGCUACUUUUAGGCAUGCUGGACAGUAUAGGGUGUUGAUGGUGAAAUGCUCUUCCUGUGAAAUUGUUUGAAAAAUAGAACCUAAUACUAAGAUCUGUCUUUUUGAGCCAUCAUGGUGAAAUCUGGAGCACAGCUUUAUUGGUAUCCUGUACUGUAAUCAUUAGGCCUCAUGAGUGCCAUUCGAAGACUUGUCCACUGAAUGCUUCCAUGAACAAAACUGUUGAGCUGAAUACAGUUUAGCGAUGAAAUGUGAAGUUACUUUUUGAGUUUAAUGUAACUGCUGUUCAAUGAAUACAUACAGUUCAUUGUG